Molecule: messenger RNA, 540 nt
Organism: Penicillium samsonianum
Lineage: Eukaryota; Fungi; Ascomycota; Eurotiomycetes; Eurotiales; Aspergillaceae
Product: gamma-glutamylcyclotransferase family protein
Exons: 1
Coding region: 1-540 (179 amino acids)
Source: RefSeq, a predicted model, not a curated record
AUGAGCGACAGACGCCCCUCCCGGAUGCUCCGCAAGUUCCUUGAAUACAAUGACUCGGCAGACACGCUAAGGCAGAACCAAACAGCAUCUGAUAAUUCUGCUGAAGAUGGCUGGCCUAGAGAUCCCUUUCAAAGAGAAUAUUGUUUUUUCUAUGGGACAUUAAUGGAUCCACAUACGCUCUCUCAAGUCUUGAACUCGUCAAAGCGACCCCCCGUCCUGCGUCAUGCUAGAGUGAUAGGGUUCGAAAUCAAGCUUUGGGGCCCGUACCCUGCCCUUCUUGGUGGAAAGCCACUCCGUUCAGUCGAUGGUAUGGCGUAUGAAAUCUUGUCGCAGACGCAACUUGAUCGACUCGCGGCCUAUGAGACGGACAAAUAUCAGCUAAGACCUUGCUUGAUUGACCUGCUGAAUGAUGAUGAUAGCAUCGAAGAGACUGUUGAAGGGGUUACUUUCAUGUGGAAUGGACAACGGGAUGAACUACGGGAAGGCACGUUUGACCUGAAGCGAUGGAAAAAAGAGAAGCAGUUGGGAGAUUUGGAUUGA